ACAUUUUUAGCACCUUCAAAGUUUCAAACCUAUUCAAGUUUGCUGCAAGUAGUCAUAAGUGAAUGGUGAAACCCAGACUGGAGCCAAAAUACAAAAUACCAGUAAUCCAGGGCAGUUUAAUUAGCGUGGGUGUCAAUUUGGGGUGUUUUUUGUUUAGGGUGUGGCUCAUUAUGGAGAUGAGCACAGGGCGUGGCAAGGUAGAAGAACUAAACACAUCAUUCCCCGUCAGUGGGAGAAAAGGAGGCACUGCACUGCUAGCUUGGAGUGAAGAAGGACCAGCCAUGCCUCUCGCAAGCAAUGAGCUUGAAAUAUUACAAGUUAGAAAACUCAUCUAUUGCACCAGAGAGCAAGACAAAGCACAGAUACUUAAGCUUUUGGAAGGAGGUAUACCCAACCUCGUCAAUUACCAAGAUCCUAAUAAUGGUACAACAGCUUUACACGUGGCAGUCACUCUUAAUCUAGAUGGUAUAGUUGCUUUGCUUCUGGAGAAUGGAGCAAUAAAUUCAAUACAAGAUAAAGAGGGUUGUACACCAUUCAUGAGAGCCUGUCAGUAUGGACACUUGCAAUCAUUAGAACAACUGGCAAUGAAAGGACUACCAAUGCAAGUGGCUGAUGGUACAGGACUCAGAACAUUGUUCCAUUGCCUUCAUCCUACCGGCAGACAUGUGAAGUGUCUCUCAUUUCUACUGGAGCUUGGAGCUGAACCUAAUGCUAAGACAGUAGCUGGUCUACCAUUAGUGUGUGCUGCAGCUAAGGAAGGACUUGUACCUCAACUUGAGAAACUGUUAGAGAAAGGAGCUGAUCCUAAUGCUAGAGAUGUUGCUAUGCGCACUAUAUUAGGUAAGCCAGCUGUUGUUUUCGCUACGGAGGCUGGUCAUUCAGAUUGCCUGAGGCUAUUAGCUGUAUCAGGAGCUGAUCUUGAUGCCGUUUUUGGUGACUAUAAUCUGAGCGCACUUCACAGAGCUGCUAGUCUGGGGAUGUUUGAGUGUAUUCAAGUCCUCUCAGCUUAUGGUGCUAACUUUAAUAUUUUGAGCAGUUAUAAUGAUACAGCAAUUCACUUUGCCACAGUAGCAUACAAACUACUCUGCAUCAGACUACUGGGACAGAGAGGUUGUCCAGCUAAUGAAGUCAACGAAGUGGGCCAGACUCCUCAGAAGAUAGCUAAAGCUGAGGGUAUGAAGGAUGCCUUGAAAGAGCUUAAAAAGCUAACAGGAUAUCAGGACAAAGUUGGAAAGGGUGGAAAGCCAAAGGGAUUCGCUGAGUCAUGGUGCAUAAAGUUAUAUGACUGGCUUCAAGUGAACAAACUGGUGGUAUGGGAAUCACUCCAGAACUGUGUUGACAAUAAAAACGGAGUACUACCAGUUGAGACAUUCAAGACACUAAUAGUUGAAGGAAUGGAGGCACCAAUAGGCGAGGAGGACUGGCCCAAGCUCCUAAAGAUUUAUGACAAGAAAAAUGAAGGAGUAUUGAACUGGGAGGACCUCCUGUUAAAUCAUAAGUACAUUCAUGCUCAAUUCAAAUUGGGUCCUAAUGAUGACAUCAAGGGAAAGAAAGGAAAGAAAGGGAAGAAGAAAGGUGGAAAGAAAGGAGGGAAGAAGGGAAAGGGAAAGAUAUUGUUUCCCAUUUAUUUUGAGGCUGAGCGUCCGCCAGUGGCUGGAGUAGCUGAUGGACUGAUAGAAAGAGAAGAAUAUUUAACUGAUUAUCAAAGAUUCAGUGUACCUCUACCUAAUGGACUCAUUGAUGAUUCACCAUGGUACCUCAUGCCUCAAGAGCCGUCCUACAUCAAUCUAUACGAAGCAAUACGUCACGGAGACUUUGACUCAAUAGAGCUGGCACUGUCAGAGACUGGAAUGAGUCCUGACGCUAGGGACAAGUACAACAAGACUCCUUUGAUGAUAGCAGCAGCUCACGGACGCUGUGAUGUAGCCGAAUAUCUCAUCACUAAAGGAGCUGAUGUAAAUGCAAUUGAUAAUUUCAUGUGGACUCCAUUACAUCAUGCUUGUCAUGCAGGCGAGGAAGCUGUGGUUAGGCUCCUAUUGACUUCAGGAGCAAACACUGAUAAACAGUCCUUCAAUGGAGGGACUCCGAUAAUGAGAGCCAUUGAGAGCUCACAAAGAAGUAUUGUCAAACUUUUAUUGGAGAAAGGUGCAAAGUUGAACCUUGAGAACAGUCAUGGUGACACUGCGCUAGAUAUAGCCAGGAGCUGGGGUGACGACAUCAUAUAUGCCAUGGUUUAUGCGGUAGCAGCAAAACAACCUCCUCCGGAGGGAGAUGGGAAAAAGGAUAAGAAGAAAGAUGAUAAGAAGAAGAAAGGAGGAGGGAAGAAGGGGAAAGGAAAGAAAGAAGAUAAAGGACCAGCAGUCAUACCAGGCCCACCGAUAGUUCCUCUCCCUCUUCCGUCACGUCUCCCCACAGCCCAACAAUGUGUGGAGGAGUCUAAGAAGCAAAUCUCACUUGCUAGCUUACAAGCUGAUACAAUCGUAAAACCAGUUACGUCUCCUCGCCUCAGGCAAGCUUGGGGAACUGAUCAAUUGUCUCCCAGGCGGUUUCAUGCACAAAUGGACAAGGAUAGAGAGCAGAGAGGCAUAGAUGUGAUUGACUUUGAUGAAAUUCGAACUCCGUUUCAAAUACAAGUUGCAGCAAGAGCUAAAGCCCUUGAAAUGGCUGAUUUUUGACCUUGCACUUUGACACCUCACAAUUUAAUAUGUUGUACUAUAGUAAUAAUAAAUAAAAUAAUAAUGAUUAUGAUGACGAUGAUGAUGUUGAUCAGAGUAUACAUAAAUUUCCUGCUUCCAUACUAAUUUAGCACGUCCCACUUUAUUUGUAUGGUUUCACGUUUGCAGAGCAUAAAUUGACGUUUUCUGAGCCACUUUGUCACUUAUCAACCUCUCGACUCCUUCCCAGGAAAUAAAGAAAAUGUUCAAGUUCUCCUCACUGCUGUUACUCGUUAUCGCCGGGGCCUGCCGGGCCAGCUUCUUUAUACCGGGCAGCACCAACCAGCCAAUGUCUUGCAAUGAGCCAGUAAAGGGAUCAGGCCAAGGGAUCAAUAUAACGGAGAGCUGUAGUCCACUGUUCUACAGCCACUGUUUUCGCUACAGAUACGGCAACACCUUUACUUACUUGCCUAACUGUGUCAAGAGUCAAAGUGAAUACGAUGCCAACGAAGCAUUCCGACCUUACGUCGAAAACAUCCUCUCCUUCAAUAGACCAGACGCCUCUAAUGCCACCAAGGAAUGCCUGGAUGAGCUCAUUCCCUUGAUCUGUAACGCCUUUUAUCCACUCUAUUAUGGCUCGUCUUAUCUAGCGCCAUGCACAGGUCACUGCCAGAGUGUUUUCUCCAAGUGCAUGGAGGCAGGUGUCCCUGUUAACCUCUCAUCUUGGAACUGCACCUCUAUGUUCGAUACCAAUUGUCCAGCUGUUAAAGAUAGGGAUAUCAAAUGCAUGGAGCCUUGUAAAGUAGCUGAACCAGAACCUCCUUCAUGCUUCAAGAAAUGCAAUGUUUCAGCUACAUCAAUGAAAGUAUGUACCAAAAAGGAAAGAAAGUGUUCUGCCAGCCAUAGGCAGGUGAAACCCUCGGUGUCUGGGAACCAAUUUGGAAGAUUUGAAUUUGGUGCUAAAGUUGAAGUACUAGAACAAGUCCAUCUCUGUGAGCCCAGAAACUCGAUUGCUUAUAAAGUGAAGGUUCUUCACGACUACUUCCUUGAUUGUAAGAACUGUCACAACACUAGUCAGGAAGUGACCUCUGGGAGUAUCAUAUAUGUUCUCACCACGGACACAGUUGAUACUUGUAAGGAGAGAUGCAUUGAGAAUAUGAUGACAAUUGGCGAAACGUACUUCAUUAUGGGACAGCUUGUUUCGGAUUACUUAGCACAAUGCGGAACAAAAGUCUGGAUAUUGGACAGAACCAAGAGAAAUAGAUCGGUCAUAUAUUUAUGGGACAAAGUCCUUAAAGAUAAAAAGAACAGGAGAAAUAGCCUUUACGACCUUGCACUAGAUAAGUUUGUCUGCAAAUGGCCUUGCACACGUUCCUCUAUUUCAUGCAAUAACUAACACUCAUGUAAAUUUUUAUCUUCAAUCUGUAAAAUUAAUGCAUUACUUCUUAAGUCUACAGUAUCAUUAUUAUAACAUGAUUAUCAUUAUUAUUAUUAUUGUCCUCAGUUUGUUUCAAUUAAUUCACUAUAAUACUAUAUUAUAAUAGAUCUACUAAUUAUUAUUAAAAUUUUAUUCUAUAAUCUCUGUCACUUGCUGAUUGG
Molecule: messenger RNA, 4253 nt
Organism: Amphimedon queenslandica
Lineage: Eukaryota; Metazoa; Porifera; Demospongiae; Haplosclerida; Niphatidae
Product: ankyrin repeat and EF-hand domain-containing protein 1-like
Exons: 21
Coding region: 63-2675 (870 amino acids)
Molecular function (GO): protein binding
Source: RefSeq, a predicted model, not a curated record